CGGUGCGCGCGCGCGCGACGGGGGUCGACCAGUCUAUCGUUCACACGGAACGAACGUCGUCCUCGUGUUCGUCCUCGCCGUCGCCGGCUCGACGACGUCGUGUCCAAAAGUAAGAAAUAUUUUCAGUGCGGUGCUCCUCCGUUGAAGAAAAAGUGAACCUCACCUCCUACCCCCUCUCUAAACGAAAAGGAGCCUGGCAAGGUGUGUCGCCACUCAUAACCUCAAAAAAGGCUCCCAGGUAGUAACGCAACGACGUAACGGGUUUGACGCAACGGGUUCGAGGCAACAGGCGACAUGUCGUGUUAGUUCUGCAAUCACCUGUGCCGGAGCGCCAAUUGACGCGAGUGUUCCGCGGGUGGAGAAAUAGUGUUUUUUUUUUCAUUUUUAACGUGGCGAUAGGAAAAUCCGGGUGGUGACAAUUGUUGAACUUGUUUCGAGGGUUGCAACCCUCGCCAACGCCGGAUAUGCAGAUGACGGCAGGAAUGGGGCCGACGCACCUGGUCGCCCUUUACGUGGCGACUGCCGGUCUCCAGGGUAAUGCGCUUGGAUCAGACGAGGAAGAAAUCACCCUCCUCGUCUACGUCCUCAUCGACGCACUUCAGAAUAAGGUGAUGGACAGGCAACAAUACAUCGUCAGACCUAUGGUCAUGGACGAAACAACCGAGAAUGGUACGGGAAGUGAAAAUCCAGCUGUUGCCGGUAGUAGUGGUGUUGUGAGCGAAGCUGCGGUAGCACAUGCGCCGGCCCUGACAGAACAAACCCUCCGUGAACGCGGCAUUCCUUUACACCAGGCCAUUCAACAGUUUGAAACUUGGUGGUCAUCCCUAACAUGUGUAUCAACCGGAAGUACGCCCCGUUUCGUGGUCGAUGGACAAGCUCCCUUAAGACAAUGUUUACACCCUGAGGCUUGUAAUAAAGACAUCGAAUUACCAAGCCAUUACAUCCACUUUCAUGACCUCAGAAAAGAGUUCAAAACCUGCUACUCUUCACAGGAUGAACUUUCACCCCUCAGCAUUCAGGACAUGAUUCAGUAUUUUGGUCUUUCGUCCGAUGUAGAUAAUGAUUAUCAGGUCAAGGAAAUUCAGGAUAUGAUCAACAUCAUCCAAAGGAUGAUAAAAGACGGUCACGUCUUUCAAACCCCAGAGGCAGUUAAUCUAGUUUUGGAACCUGGAAUAUGCUCAAAAGACGAAGAGGUAGACAGUAAUUGUGUGGUUAGGGCGCGAGGGCUUCCUUGGCAGUUGUCUGACCAAGACAUCGCAAAGUUUUUCCGAGGACUGAAUGUCGCAAAGGGUGGUGUUGCCUUGUGUUUGAGUCCGCAUGGAAGGCGGAACGGAGAAGCAUUAGUACGUUUUGUAAGUAAAGAACACAGGGAUAUGGCGUUGAAGAGGCAUAAGCAUCAUAUUGGCUCUCGCUAUAUCGAAGUCUACAAAGCAUCCGGAGAUGACUUUGUUGGAGUCGCCGGAGGCACCAGUGGAGAAGCACAUGCCUUCCUUUCUCGAGGAGCUCAAGUUAUCGUCCGGAUGAGAGGGCUUCCUUACGACUGUGUAGCUAAACAAGUGCUGGACUUUUUUGCGUCCGGACAAAAACCCUGCCAAGUUCUAGACGCUGAAGAUGGAGUCUUAUUCGUGAAAAAGGCAGACGGUCGGGCAACUGGCGAUGCUUUUGUCCUUUUCGCAAAGGAAGAGGAUGCGGCGAAGGCUCUUAGCAAACACAGGGAUUGCAUCGGAAGCCGCUACAUUGAACUUUUUAGGAGUACAACCGCCGAAGUUCAACAGGUUUUAAACCGAGUGAGUGACACAAAAGCGUACGACAGGAUGCCACAGCCAGUGCUACCGAUGCCAAAGUUCAGCACACUUUUACCGCAACAUGUCAUCACGUCAGGAACUCGCAAAGACUGCGUUCGCCUCCGUGGACUUCCUUACGAAGCGCUUGUCGAGCACAUCCUCGAGUUCAUGGGCGAGCACUCGAAAAACAUCGUUUACCAAGGAGUCCACAUGGUUUAUAACACACAGGGUCAACCCUCAGGUGAAGCAUUCAUCCAGAUGAACAGUGAAGGCUCUGCGUACGCUUGUGCCUCUCAGCGUCACCAUCGCUACAUGAUCUUCGGGAAGAAGCAGCGCUACAUUGAGGUCUUCCAGUGCAGCGGCGAAGACAUGAAUCUGGUAUUAACAGGACCGACUCCGACAAAACCUCUGCUCUCACCCGGUACGUUAACCCCGCAAUCACCCGGGCCUCUAACCCAUCAACAGCCUUCGGCCCCCGUCCCAAUGCCGACGCCUCAACCCCCCUUAUGGGACAUCCACGCACUAAUGCAAGCUCAGGCUCAAGCCCAGGCGCAAGCUCAGGCCCAAGCCCAGGCUCAAGCGCAAGCGCAAGCUCUCAGGAAUCAGGACUUUUGGUUGAUGGCUCUCGCCUCGAAUCCUCCCAAUUCCAACUCACCAGUAUCGCCUACCUCCAACAACACGAGCAAAGCUCUAGCGCUUCCUGCGCCGGCUCAACAUCAAAUUCAGUCCUACGCCAUGACACCGCAACAUGCUGCUGCUAUUCAUGCGGCCCAGCAGCAUGCCCAGCAACCUCAAGCACCAUUUUUACUAUUUAAUAUGCCCUCUCGGUACCCAAUUCUUCACCGGGCUCCUCAGUCUCACGGGCUCAUGCCUUCCCUUAUUCAAGCUCCACUCAAUCCCGCCGCUUUGGUAGGUUUGAAGAGGUCUUGGGAAUCCGCUUUUCCAGCCGAAGCCACUGGUGCCACUGCUCCAAAACGAGGCCCUUGGCAAACUCCGGCUGGAUUUCCCACCCAGGCUACUGCUCCCAGUUUGGCCUAUCCUGCUCAAUUUUAUCCGCAAAUGUAGAGUCUGAGCUAGCCGAAAUUUCUUGGCAAAUUAGAUGUUUUUUAAAGCAUAGUUUUUCGACGGAAAGAUUAAACUGAUAAAAUUCAGCACCCGGAUCAAGUAACCGAUUGCAAUUUUAAUUAUAUUUAAAUCGAAAUAUUAAAAUGGCACCAAAGUCGUAUAAAAAAGCUGCCAUUCUGGGUGAAGCAGCGGAAACAAACUACCAUCCUUCUGACAAAAAACGUGACUUUUUCACCACACGUGACAAUAAUUUAAGAUAUUAUUAAGUGCCUUACUUUCUCGGAUUCAUCUGCAAUCUUGAUUCUUAUCAGCCGAAUGCAUCGCCUCCAACCUCUUAGCAUCCGAAAAGUAAACGAAUCCACGAGAUGGUCACUUUGACCAGGGAGUCGUUGCAUGGCAUUAAAGAAAGAGUAAAAAUAAAAAGAAAUUUUAGGCUCUUUACAAAUAUAAACAGAAAUCAUUUUUUCAGCAAUAAUAAAAGCAGAAAGAAUACAUCUUUUAUGCUUAAUAUAAAUAUAUUAAACUGUAAUUAUUAAAAGACACAAUAGGAAUUUU
This is a messenger RNA of Belonocnema kinseyi, 3404 nucleotides long. RefSeq names its product RNA-binding protein fusilli. Gene Ontology annotation, cellular component: ribonucleoprotein complex; nucleoplasm. Lineage: Eukaryota; Metazoa; Arthropoda; Insecta; Hymenoptera; Cynipidae. Gene Ontology annotation, molecular function: mRNA binding. The record is from RefSeq and is a predicted model, not a curated record. Bases 465 to 2849 code for a protein of 794 amino acids. The transcript is spliced from 10 exons. Gene Ontology annotation, biological process: regulation of RNA splicing.